CCAAUUCAGACCACUCAUAGUUAAUGCAGGUGUAGGCUAUUCUAUUUAUUGAGCUAUAGGCCUAUGCAGUGUCCUUAUGUUUGUAUGUGUUGCCUAUCGAAGCUUAAAUUUACUCAACUAGUCUAUUAUGAAAUUGUCUCUUUUCAUCAUCCCAUAUGAUAAACGUCCGUGGUAGAGCAGUCGUUUAUGUCCCUCAGGUAGGAUGUUGCUUUUUACGCUGACUGAUGAGGACAGGGACAACUGAGUGACUGCGUCGUGUGGACCACGUGCUCUCUCUGGAUGUUUGCGGGACGGUGUUAUCUUUAUUUAGCAGGUCUCUCCCUGGAAGCGCAAGAGUGGCAUGAGUUUAGGACCUAAACUCUGAUUGAGAGGGGGAAUGAACAGCACUCCGCCUGGUUUACGGUUGCUCAGGCCUCCGACGGUGAUAGGCCAGUUCCACACACUGUUCUUUGGCUCUGUUCGGAUGUUCUUUCUGGGCGUCCUGGGCUUUGCAGUCUAUGGCAAUGAAGCUCUCCAUUUCAGCUGCGAUCCAGACAGGAGGGAGUUAAACCUCUACUGUUACAACCAAUUUAGGCCUAUAACACCUCAGGUAUUCUGGGCUUUGCAGUUGGUAACUGUUCUAGUCCCUGGAGCUGUAUUUCAUCUCUAUGCUGCCUGUAAAAACAUUGACCAGGAGGAAAUCCUUCAGAGACCUAUAUACACCGUCUUCUACAUCAUCUCUGUCCUACUAAGAAUUAUUCUGGAAGUCAUCGCUUUUUGGUUACAGAGCCAUCUCUUUGGUUUCCAGGUUCACCCACUCUACAUGUGUGAUGCCAGUGCCCUAGAAAAGACGUUCAACGUCACAAAAUGCAUGGUGCCAGAACACUUUGAAAAGACCAUAUUUUUAAGUGCAAUGUACACUUUCACUGUGAUCACGGUGCUGCUGUGUGUUGCUGAGAUAUUUGAGAUACUCUGUAGGAGAUUGGGUUAUUUGACCAAUCAAUGACCUGUGUGUUAUUUGCUACAGAGUAAUUGGUCAUAUUUCACAUUUCUGUGUGUCUUAUCCAGGCCGAAAACUACAUACCUCUGCUUUUUUUUGUUGGGAGUUGACACUCAAAGACACUUCUUUCCAUAAUCCCAUUGUUUAAGUCAAGUCACACAGAUUUAAACCUUAUUUUGUCAAUAGACUAAUGAUAUUGUUGUAUCGUAUGCAGCUUUCAAUCAUUGGCCCACGUAAGAAAGAAACUUGUUACCAGUCAUUCUAAUAUUUUCCACAUCCAUACUUUAGUCUUUGUACCAAGUGAAAGUACUAUAGCAUUGUUGUAGUCUUCUUAGGGGCCUAUAGACAAACCUAUAUCCCACAGUAAUGUAAUCUAAUUGUCCAGAAUAACAUAUGAACAAUGUCAUGUCAUCAAGGGUAACAUGCUGAUACCCUACGACACAAGGUGAAAAUUGGUCAUUUUAAGGCAUUGGACUAUACCUACAGAUGAAAAACGGCAGGAAAAAAUGUCACCUAAUGAAGCUUGGAUUUGAUUUCAAUAUUUGGCCCUUAUUAUUUUCAGGUCAUAAUAAAUUAUUAAUUGUA
Molecule: messenger RNA, 1564 nt
Organism: Coregonus clupeaformis (lake whitefish)
Lineage: Eukaryota; Metazoa; Chordata; Actinopteri; Salmoniformes; Salmonidae
Product: gap junction epsilon-1 protein-like
Exons: 4
Coding region: 377-985 (202 amino acids)
Biological process (GO): cell communication
Cellular component (GO): connexin complex
Source: RefSeq, a predicted model, not a curated record